Messenger RNA from Prorocentrum cordatum, 200 nucleotides. The record is from the annotation of a GenBank genome assembly. NCBI's taxonomy places the organism in Eukaryota, Dinophyceae, Prorocentrales, Prorocentraceae.
GCUCCGCCGAGCGGCUGGAGCCCGCGGCGGAGGCCCUCGGCCGGGGCGCGCACGUCGGCGACGGAGGCCGCGGAGGCAUGUGGCCCUUCUCCUCGGGCGAGGAGGAGGGUGGCUCGAAGAAGAGGAAUGCCGCCAGCGCGGGCUCCAGCAGCGCCGCUCCGGCGGGCGAGGGCUACGAGAGCAUGCAGAAGGUCACCGAG